Molecule: messenger RNA, 4549 nt
Organism: Carassius gibelio (silver crucian carp)
Lineage: Eukaryota; Metazoa; Chordata; Actinopteri; Cypriniformes; Cyprinidae
Product: voltage-dependent calcium channel subunit alpha-2/delta-3
Exons: 39
Coding region: 564-3950 (1128 amino acids)
Cellular component (GO): voltage-gated calcium channel complex
Molecular function (GO): voltage-gated calcium channel activity
Source: RefSeq, a predicted model, not a curated record
AUAUACCUAAUCUCGAACCAUAUGAUCCACCACUGCUUGAUGCAAAAGCAUCCCCAAACGGAGGAAUGCGCGUUGCCGCGGAAAAGUUUCGCAUCAGCUUCUCUCGUGUGCGCGCUCGCAAGAGGAAACUCGAUGUCUCGAUGACUUUCUAAUCGCUUUUCCUCUCCCUAAACUUCUGCCUUUACUAUAUGCACCCGCCCCGAUAGUGUCGUUCAUCAGAAUAUCAGCAGCAGCGCAAUAGUAGCUAGGCUAGUUCAUUUGGUUAUAUUCAGCUCUGAGAGAAAGACUGCGUGAACAAAAUAAGCAUUGGAAACUGUUUUUGUUCUCUACAACCCUAAUGCAGGGAUAAAAAGCAAAGAUUGAUGUCAAAGAGGUCGUGGAGUGUGUGACAGCUGGGCGGAGAGACUGAAACUCCGGAGGCAGCACGCGCGCUGGGGCGGGCAGAUGUGCAGCUGAAUCCGCGCUUGGUGCUGUUUUUGUAACCAAGGGGAGAGAGACCGAGAGGAGGGGGGAGUUCUAAAGGGAGCCCGAGCCGCCGGUUCCGUUGCAGCUCGAGAAUUCUUAUGGAAAGGAUGCAGCGGAACCGGAGAGUUCCUCUGAUGCACGCGCGCUGCUUCCUCUUGUGUGUGAUGAGCGCGUGCUGGACGGCGUUGGAGGUGCGGGGGUCCCAACCGGAGAUCCCCCUAUCUGUGGUGAAACUCUGGGCUUCAGCAUUUGGUGGUGAAAUAAAAUCAAUAGCUUCAAAAUACUCAGGAUCUCAGCUCUUACAGAAGAAAUACAAGGAAUAUGAAAAAUCAGUACGAAUAGAGGAGAUCGACGGCGCAAAAUUGGUGAAAAAUCUGGCGCAGAAUAUGGAGGAGAUAUUUCGGAAAAAAGCGGAGGCCACACGAAGGCUCGUAGAAGCAGCAGAGGAAGCUCAUCUCCAGCAUGAGGAGAACCCUGACCUACAGUAUGAGUAUUUCAACGCAGUGCUGAUAAAUGAAGUGGAUGAAGACGGGAACAGCGUGGAGCUGGGAGGAGAGUUCCUCCUGGAACCCAACGAUCAUUUUAAUAACCUAUCCGUCAACCUCAGCCUCAGCGUGGUGCAGGUGCCAACCAACAUGUACAAUAAAGACCCUGACAUAGUUAACGGAGUCUAUUGGUCGGAAGCCUUGAACAAAGUUUUCGUGGAUAACUUUAAAAGGGACCCGACUCUUAUUUGGCAGUACUUUGGAAGCGCUAAAGGUUUUUUCCGACAAUACCCAGGGGUGAAAUGGCAUCCUGAUGAGAACGGUGUCAUUGCGUUUGACUGCAGGAACAGGAAAUGGUAUAUCCAGGCAGCCACCUCUCCCAAAGAUGUUGUGAUUCUGGUGGAUGUCAGUGGCAGUAUGAAGGGUUUAAGAUUGACUAUAGCCAGACAGACGGUUGCUUCCAUACUGGACACACUUGGGGAUGAUGACUUCUUCAACAUUAUUGCAUACAACCAAGAGAUCCAUUAUGUGGAGCCCUGUCUAAAUGGCACUCUUGUUCAAGCUGACAGCACUAAUAAGGAUCACUUUAAAGAGCAUCUAGACAAGUUAUUCGCCAAAGGAAUCGGACUCCUGGGCAAUGCACUGACUGAGGCUUUCACUAUCUUAAAUGAGAUUAAUCAGACCGGCCGUGGAAGUUCAUGUAGUCAGGCGAUCAUGCUGAUAACAGACGGAGCUACUGAAAUGUACGAUAAUGUUUUUGCCAAAUAUAACUGGCCUGAGCGCAAGGUUCGCAUAUUCCCUUAUCUGAUUGGCCGGGAAUCUGCAUUCGCUGAUAACCUAAAAUGGAUGGCGUGUGCCAAUAAAGGUUAUUUUAGUCAGAUCUCCACGCUGGCUGAUGUUCAGGAGAACGUGAUGCGAUAUUUGCAUGUGAUGAGCAGACCUAAAGUUAUCGACCAUGAACAUGACACAGUGUGGACUGAAGCCUAUGUGGACAGCGCACUCGCACAGGCGCACAAGCAGCUUGGAGAGAAUAAAAGUCCGAACCCGAUGACCACAGUGGCCAUGCCUGUGUUUAGCACCAAGAAUGAAACGAAAAACCAAGGCAUCCUGCUUGGAGUCGCAGGCACUGACAUUCCUAUUCAAGAGUUAAUGAAAACCAUCCCAAAACACAAGCUUGGAAUACAUGGAUAUGCGUUUGCCAUUACCAAUAACGGAUACAUCCUGACGCAUCCCGACCUGAGGCCCAUGUACCAGGAGGGCCAGAAGAGGAAGAAACCCAGUUACAGCAGUGUGGACCUGUCAGAGGUGGAAUGGGAGGACACAGAGGAUGUUUUACGAACAGCGAUGGUGAACAGACGAACUGGCACUUUCUCCAUGGAAGUGAAAAGAACAGUGGACAAAGGGAAACGUGUCUUGACAAUGCACAAUGAUUAUUACUACACUGAUAUCAAAGGAACUCCUUUUAGUGUAGGUGUGGCGCUCUCUCGAGGACAUGGAAAAUACUUCUUCAAGGGAAGUGUUUCACUAGAAGUCGGUCUACAUGAUCUGGAGCAGCCGGAUGUUGCCCUUGCUGAUGAAUGGACAUACUGUAACACAGAUGAGCACCAUGAUCAUCAUCAUCUGACUCAAGUUCAGGCCAUCAGACUCUACAUGACCAGCCGCAAACCACAUCUCAAAUGUGACAGAGAGCUGAUUGAGCAGGUUUUGUUUGACGCGGUCGUAACGGCUCCCUUAGAAGCGUAUUGGACUGGACUGGCCCUCAAUAAGUCUGAGAACUCUGAUAAAGGGGUUGAGAUCGCUUUUCUCGGCACUCGAACUGGCCUUUCCAGGACCAACCUUUUUGUGGUUCCCGAGCAGCUGACCAAUCAAGAUUUUCUCACCGCGGAAGACAGGGAGGGCGUCUUUAAUGCAGAUCACUUUCCUCUGUGGUAUAAAAGAGCCGCAGAGCAGGUGCCCGGCACCUUUGUGUACUCCAUUCCCUUCAGUUCAGAUCAGGAUCAUUACAUCCCACUCAUCAGCUCUUGGGCUCCUUAUCACACAGACAGCGCUGAACUCUUCUCUGAUCAAACACUCUCCCUGCCUCAUCUGCCUGUACCACUAAAAUGGGGUGAAAAUAAGAGUGUGGUUUUGGCGAGCACUGCUAUCCAACUACUCGAUGACAGGAAGUCUCCAAUAGUGGCAGCUGUGGGGAUUCAAAUGAAGUUGGAAUUCUUUCAGAGAAAAUUUUGGACGGCCAGUCGCCAGUGCAAUGCUCUGGACGGGAAAUGUACCAUCAGCUGUGAUAAUGAGGACAUUAAAUGUUAUCUAAUAGACAACAAUGGCUUCAUCUUGGUCUCUGAAGACACUUCACAGACAAACCUCUUCUUUGGAGAAGUGGAGGGAGCCGUGAUGAACAAACUGCUUCUGAUGGGCUCAUUUAAAAAGAUUAAUUUGUAUGACUAUCAGGCUCUGUGUAAAGAGUUCGUAGGCAGCAGUGACAGCGCACGCACUCUUCUGGAUCCCUUCACCACUGUGAAAUGGCUCUUGACUGAAGUCGUCAUAUUUCUGUUGGAGUUCAACCUUUACAGCUGGUGGAACUGUGACUCGACAGUCAAAGCCCAGAGAGCUCAGAGGACAAUGAUGGUGCCGUGUGACACUGAAUACCCAGCUUUCGUCUCUGAGCGCACCAUCAAAGAGACCACAGGGAACGUUGACUGUGGUGGCUGUGCGCGGACCUUUGUUAUUCAGCAGAUUCCCAGCAGUAACUUGUUCAUGGUGGUUGUUGAGAAUAAAUGUGACUGUAGCUCCACCCCUCCAGUUACCAUGGAGCCCAUCGAGAUCAUUUAUAAUGAGUCUCUGAAGUGUGACAGGCUGAAGUUUCAGAAGGAUCGCAGACGGCCAAAGUCCUGUCAUCCAUUUCAUCCAGAGGAGAACGCUAUGGAAUGUGGAUCAGCGAAUUCUUUGAGUUUUCCACUGGUGGCUAUUUUAUUCUCAGUGUUGCCAUUUGUGAUCAGCAGGUGACCUCUGACCUCUGCCUUGACCCAUUAGACUUACUAUACACUCGAAUCAGAGAGCCUUGCUUCUGCCAAACAUGAGUUCACAGAGACGAAACCAUCUUGGUGAUUUCUGGAUUACUGAAGAUAGAUGAUAUUUAUUACAAAGACUGUGUUAGAAUGUGCUGAGUGUUUUCUUCAUACAUGUGGACCAGUGAACAAGCCUGAAUAUCAGUGGCCACCACGAGCGUCACAGCUAAAUGCAGUCCAUGUAGCUGUUCUUCAAGGUGCAUACACCUCAACUUUAGUCUAUAUCUGUACUGUGUGAAGCGCAGCCAAAAACUGAGCAGAAAUGUCUCUUAUUUCUUUAUUAUUUGCCUGCCUUUCAGAUUUAUUCUGUUUUUAAUUUGGAGUCUUAAGAUGCAUGCUGUGACAAAAUAGGAAUCUUUCACAGAGCUGUUUGUAAGAAUAGCAUACAUUGUCAUCAAAAGAUGAGAUGUGGAUUCUUCACAAACUUUAUAAGUUUUGCCUGCUUAAAAAUGUACUUGGAAAAUAACUUUUAAUUGCCUAAUCCCUUUAAAUCAAAGGAAAGCCAUGUUAUGUAAAUAAAAACAUAUUUUCCAUCAU